AUGCCCAGGGACGACUUCCGCGCGCUGCCCGUGCGCCUGCGGCGCGGCGACGCCUUCUUGCGCUACCUGUACGUCAAGGCGCACAGGGGGGACGGCCAGGUGGCGCCGCGGGACAGGUCGCUGUUCGUGGCCGGCCUGCCGCUGCGACUGGGCGAGCAGGCGGCCCUGCGGGCCCUGUUCUCGGCCUUCGGCGACAUCAGGGACAGCGCCGUCCACCCGUCCAAGAGGACUGCCAUAAUUGUGUUCCAGACUCCUGCCAGCAGAGAUGCCACUCUGGCAGCGGCUGCUUCCGGAAGCGUUGUGGAGUAUAUAAUUCCCAACACAGAGGCGUUGGGGUUGAAAGUGUGGCUGGAUGAAUACAAAGCUGAAAGACCUGGAAACCUUGAGCUCCAAAAGAGAAUCGACAAGUGGAUGAUUGAUUUCGAAGAAGAGGAGAAGCGCAAGAAGAAAGAGAAGGAGGAAAAGUUGAACGAGGAGGGCUGGACUACUGUCCAUAGGAAGAAGAGUGGAAAGCGAACACGAGGUGGUGACAUUGCUGUGCAGCCAAUCUCGCGUGCUGAGGCACAGAGGAUGAAGCAAAAGGCAAAGCUGAAGACUGACCAGAGCUUCUACAAGUUUCACUCAAAAGAAAAGAAGCAACAAGAAAUCCUCCACCUGCAAUCCAAGUUUGAAGACGACCUCAAGCGUGUUGCAGAAAUGAGGAGGAAGCGCAAUUUCAAACCCGGCUAG
This is a messenger RNA of Ostreobium quekettii, 729 nucleotides long. Lineage: Eukaryota; Viridiplantae; Chlorophyta; Ulvophyceae; Bryopsidales; Ostreobiaceae. The record is from the annotation of a GenBank genome assembly.